AUGCACUUGAACAAACAUUGUAUCAGCGCCAACGAGGAGAUUACUGGAAGGUAUUGGCACAGCUGAUACUCCACCCCUGUCAACAUUAACCUUUAUCUGUCUUCCUAAUUUCUGGUAAAUCCUAUAAUGUGGACUUCAGCCUGUAGCUAGGCGCAAGGGAUAAUAUUCGGAAGGUGUUCAGGAGAGGAGAUCCAUUGCAGAUGAUGGUGGGAUCAGAGAGAAGUAGAUGAAAGUCUAGACACACAGAUACACCACUUGCCAGAACAAGGUGCACCGCUGUCAAAGAAGGAAUAAAGACACUAUUGAAACACACAAAGACAAGACAAGAUGGGUGCUGUCAUCACAAGGUUGAAGGAGGUGCGUAAAAAAGAAAGGAAGCCCAAAAGCAAAAAGAAAAAGAAGGGAAGAGUUAUAGUGGGAAAGAAAGGAAGCAUGACCUCACGAAAGACUGGGAGGGCUAGCACAAAGCGCCGAAGGAGCAAUGGAGCUCAACGUGGUCAGAACCAACAGAGAAAACCUCCGACUGAAGUGUCAACAAACACAGACACCGAUAAAACAUCACAUAUAUCUAUGGAGAUAGAUGACAAUGCGCAAGCUGCACAUUUGGGAGGCACACAAGCUACUGAUACACAAAGAAGCAAACAAAGAAGCACCAGGAGAAGGAAGAGCGGCACAAAGCGUAGCCAGAAAGGGAAAGGGUUUGCCGUAGAGAGAAGGCCACUCAAUGACAUUUUCCCGAAACGUGGGGAAGACACGACGGACGGCGGUAAAAUCGGUGAUAACGACAUUCAACGUGGCGGCAAACUCCGAGCCUCACAGAGAAGUGCCAGGGGGAGCCUCAGGAGGCGGAAGAGCAGCAGGAAGCUCAAAAAGCACCUGUUCCCAAGCCCAGCCGUCUUCAGCCAGAUUGAUGCCCAUGCCAUCAAGGCCGGAGAGGAGCUGAGGAGAAAGAGGAUCUUCUCUGUGAAGGCCAUCACUCAAGCCAUCACUGUGGGUGCAGCGACAGACCUGCAAAAGUUAAGGGCUAUCUGGAUCUGGCUGUGCCACAACAUUGAAUAUGAUGUAAGCGGAUACUUGGGGAUGACUGAGAAGAUCACCUCACCUCAGCGGGUCAUCGAGACUGGCCGAGGCAUCUGUUGUGGAUACUCAAGGUUGUGCAUGCAAAUGUGCAGUGAGGUUGGGAUCGAGUGCCAGGAGGUGAGUGGUCACAGCAAAGGUGCCAGCUACCGGCCUGGUCUUCAUGCCGAACCCACCAAGUCUGACCACGCUUGGAACGCCGUGCGUAUCCAGGGUCACUGGUACCUGCUGGACUCAUGCUGGGGAGCAGGAAAUGUGGACUUCACCAAAAGAGUCUUCAACAAAUGCUACAAUGAGUUCUACUUCCUGCCGGACCCAGAUAUGUUCAUUAGUGACCACUUCCCAGAUGACGUGGAGUGGCAACUUCUCAGGCAGCCUAUCUCGCUGGAGGAGUUCCGGAAAAGGGUCCUAAAAACUUCCCGAUUUUUCCAGCUGGGACUGACACUUCACCAUCCCACACACUUCCUGCUGGUCACAGAGAAUGGUGAGGCCACUGUUUCCAUGACUUUCCCAGAGCCUCUGGAGUUCUCCUACCGGAUCUGUCAGCGCAGUGGCAAUAUACAGAGAGAGUUGAGCACCUCUGCCGCUCUCCUCACUGUCACCACCACUCACAUGAAGAUGCGACUUCGACCCCCGACCCAGGGGUCGUUCGACGUGACUGUGUUUGCUCGAACAGCAAAAACGUCUGGUGAACUCCCAGAGGUCUGCAACUUCCUGCUGGAAUGUCCCAAGCCUUCGCCUUUAGACAGCUUCCCCGAGAACCCAUCCAAGUCCUGGGGCCUGGAUCAGAACGCAAAGAACAUGGGGCUCAAACCAUGCCAAUAUCAGGCCGAGAUCAUGCUGGAGUCUGCCACUUUUGAGAUGGUGCUCCAAACCAGCCGGCCUCUGAUGAUGCUGUGCACACUUUCCCACAAAGACCUGGAUGAAGCGCUGGCCAAGAGAUGCGUGGCCACACAAAGUGAACCUGACCAGCUCAACUGCCACAUUCUCUGCCCUUAUGUGGGCUAUUAUCGGCUGGUAGUGUUUGUAAAGGAUAAUGACAGCACUAGUAACUCAUACAGUCCUGUUGGUACGUUCCUACUGCAUUGUACGAGCAGUGCCGUCAUUAACAUCAAUAAACUCUUCCCACCAGGUCUGAGCAAUAACUGUGGGCCCGGCAAUGAAACGCUUAAAGCCGGUCUUACUGAUUUCAGCCACACCAGAGCCAUAAUAAACACUCAGCGGGGGCAAUGUAGUAUCACCUUUCGCAAUCAGCGGAGUAUGAAACUCCAAGCUAAUCUGUCAAGACAGGAACGUCAGCAAUCCAAGAACCCCCUGUCUCGCUACGUGCUCCUCUCCUGUGAUGGGAAGGACGUCACGGUCAGUGUAGCUCUGCCAGGGGCAGGGAUCUACUGUCUUAGCCUGUUCGGUGGGCCUGCGACCUCUACCUCCUUAUCCCACAUAUGCGACUACGUGCUGCGCAACGACUGGGACGGCACCCUGCCUCCGUUCCCCCUCAGCUAUUCGAUCUGGAAUGACUGUGGUUGUGUUCUCUUCGAGCCACGCACGGGCCAUUUGGAGCCCAUGUCCAUGGUGCGUUUCUGCGUGAAAGUCCCCAGGGCGAUAAAAGUGAACGUCAUCGGACAGGACCACACGGAGCUGCGCCUCAACCAGAGGAGCCAGAUGUGGGAGGGGGAGGUGCACACCAGCACUGUCCCCCAGCUCCAACUCGCCGCCAGCUUCCCAGAGGGAGUGCCCGGAGAGUUGAACAUCCUGCUGUGCUUUGACGUCCUCAGGACACCGAAUACAAUGAGAUGAGAAGUCUGAGGACUCACUGCCUGUUAAUCUGUUAAUUACCCAAAUGAUCAAGGCACUGUUAUGCUUAAUUUCUCAUGCGUCACUGUACAUUGGUAUCACCUUUCAUCAUGUAUGGCUAUCACCAUCUUAAUAAUUAGGCAAUUUGUUUUUAACUUGGCCUUGCGAUUCUCUUACAUGUGAUAAAACACAUCAUAGUAUUAAACUGAUUAUUUCAGUAUGGCUUGUUGCACAUCUCUCAUGCCUUUGCAAUACAUUCUGACACACAUUAUUUCCCAGGUCUCCAUCUCCACACCUGGGCACCUCUUACAUGUGAUAAAGCACAUCAUAAACUCAUCAUUUCAAAAUGGCUUAUCACACAUCUCUAAUACAUUUGCAGUGCAUUGAGCCACACAUCAUUUUCAUCAUCAUGAGCAGGACCGAACACCCUAUCUAUCUCCAUACCAGGGCCCUCGUGCUGCCUCUUUACACACUUUCCGUCUCGACUUCCAUUAACCAGCGAUGUACACUCACUGUUAUCUGCUGCCGCUCACUCUGCCCACUCUGUUGGAGGGGUGAGCGAUGUGAAGCCAGGCCACGGGGGGCUAUUAUAUAUCGUAUCCCACGGGGCAUAUGUGGCAUGUUCAGCUGGGUUAGCACUCGCUCUCUGUGUACCUGUCCGCUCAUGCAUGUCAAAGACUGUGCAAGACCCUCACACCCUCUCGAACAUACCACCUCUGCUAUUUAUACCUCACAGAGAAUGGCAAACAUUUGCCCAGCAGAUUUCAGGGGCUGAGGUUAACCUCAUGGACUGCAGUGGGCGAAUAUAAACUGUGACUAGGUACUGUAAUGUAUUGUAAUGUUUUAAUUGUUAUGUUAUAUAUACAUGUAGAUGGCAAUAUGUUAGUAUGAGCUCAUGUACAGUAUGUCUCGCAAAUGCCCUUUGCCACAGCAUGUCUCACAGUUGUCAGAUAUCACCUUGCAUUAAAGGAUUGGCAAAUGAAUGCAAAAGCUGUGGUAGAGGGAAAGUCAGAUAAGUAAAGGCCAAUAUCUGCCAUUCAAAUUAUUAGUGAGUAUUAAGUAAUGAAAGACCAUCACUUGGACUUUGCAUAGUGAUUUUAUAAUUAAUGUGAUGAUCAUACUCCGCAAAAUAUGUUAACAUAUGUCACGUUUAAAUGCAUUGCAAAAAAGCAUGAAUAUCAUGCUGAAAUGAAAAAUAAAUGAAUGUUGAAGCUUUA
Molecule: messenger RNA, 4088 nt
Organism: Alosa sapidissima (American shad)
Lineage: Eukaryota; Metazoa; Chordata; Actinopteri; Clupeiformes; Clupeidae
Exons: 7
Coding region: 328-2874 (848 amino acids)
Source: RefSeq, a predicted model, not a curated record